Corylus avellana is the source of this 1100-nucleotide messenger RNA. RefSeq names its product arabinogalactan protein 9 (gene AGP9). Gene Ontology annotation, cellular component: plasma membrane. NCBI's taxonomy places the organism in Eukaryota, Viridiplantae, Streptophyta, Magnoliopsida, Fagales, Betulaceae. The record is from RefSeq and is a predicted model, not a curated record.
UCUCAGAAAAAUACAGAGUCAGACACAGACACAGACACACGUGUAAGAACUCGAACUAGCUCUUUCUCUUUAGCCUGUGCUACUUGAAGUGCGCAGGUUAAGCAGUGGGGCGUGCGCAGUGUAAGAGAGAAAUGAUGGAUAGGAGAGCGGUUUUGUGCUUAGGUUUUGUGUGCAUUGUGAUCGCCGGCGUCGGAGGUCAAUCUCCUGCGACGUCUCCUAGCUCGACGCCAGCUCCGCCUACACAGAAUAAUCCUCCUCCGGCAGGCUCACCGCCGCCUACGAACAAUGUUCCACCCCCGUCGACUCCUCCUCCAGUGAGCACUCCGCCUCCUUCAUCGCCUCCUCCGGCGACUCCUCCUCCAGUCAGCUCUCCGCCUCCCGCCUCGCCUCCUCCGGCGACUCCUCCACCCGCUACUCCUCCCCCGGCCACUCCACCUCCAGCGACUCCACCUCCGGCGUCUCCUCCACCAGCAUCUCCUCCUCCGGUAACUCCCCCUCCAGCCACUCCACCUCCGGCAUCACCUCCUCCGGCCACUCCACCCCCGGCAACGCCUCCACCGGCGCCUCUAGCAUCUCCACCAGGGCCGGUUCCCGCCACUAGCCCGGCUCCAGCACCUAGCAAGAAGAAGGUGAAAGCUCCUGCUCAGUCUCCCUUGGCGCUGAGCCCGGUGUCGGAAGCCCCGGGGCCGAGCCUGGGAGCUCUCUCUCCGACCCAGAACGACGACAGUGGGGUUGAGAAGAUGUUAUCCAUUGAGAAGAUGGUUGGGAGCUUGGUGUUUGGAUGGGCUCUCCUGUGGGUGGUGGUUUAGAGCAGUCUCAGUCUGGGGUCUUUUCUUUUUGAUUUCAGUGUUACAUUACUGUUGCCUCUAUUAUAUAUCUACUGCUCAUCACCCUAUUAGCCCCCCACCUGAUGAUGGGCACCUGCUAUAUUUGUAUUUGAACUACAUACAUUCGGUUGAAUUCUUUUGGGAGAUUUUUGAGGGGAGUUUUCUGCAUUGCCUGUUGAGGGGGAGUUGUUUUGUAUUUGAUUGGUAGCUACCUCUUUCUCUCAUGAUAUCUUUAUUUCAUUUUUCUAUUAUCUCUUUUGGUCUCACCUUUAA